CGUUUUGUUAAGCCUGUUCCUGGGACUAACUUUGGAGUGGAUCUGCUACAUGCAUCGCAAAAGCUUGUUCUCUAUUAAAACUGUCUUCUAGAUCAGUCCAAAAGUAGCAGUAUUUGACUCUGAGGAUGGAAGCGCAAGAUGAUGAAGAGCAGUUCCAAGGAGCGUUCAAGGUCAUUGACAACCAACAAGAUGCAGGCAACUUACCAGAAGCAGAAUCUCUUUUCAAUCAGGAACUGAUUAAAAAAAGGAGAUCUCUCUCAUGUUCAACAAGCCAUACCAGAGAAUUAGCUUUUCAAGAAGACACCAUAGAGUCUUCUUUUGAUCAUGUUGAUAGGCCUCCGAAAAGGUCAACUCCAUUGAGUAUAGUCAGAAAUGUAUCCUACCCAGAGAAAAUAGCCGAGCUGUUUCCCUCGGAUUCAGAUUCCUCUUGGUCUGCCUUCUCUUUAUCAAGACCCUCUUCCAUAUGCAGUGACCAUCUGAAUAUGUCUGGUACCAGAUGGGCACAGGUAACACUUGAAUCCCUUGAUUUGGCUACUGAGCAGGCAAAGAAAAACUCUUCAAAGAUUGAAAAUAUCCAGAAAGGGACGAGUAGGCGCGCUGUCAGGAUGAAAGAUGUCACUUCCGAGCUUCGCAAAAGGAUGACAGGUCUUGAACUAAGUCAGAGGGAUAUGGAAGACAGGCUCGCAUCUAAAGUGGAUCAGCUAGAGCAAAAAGUAUGCAGGUGGAUCGGCAAAGAGGAAGAGUAUUCUGAUUCCUUGCAAGGUAGACGCAAGGCUCUACCUAAAAGCAUGAUGAUUAAAUGUUUGCCAUGGGUCGUGCCCUAUUCUGAUCUCAAACGAGACUCUGUGCAGAGCAUCUCCUCACCACCGCUGCAAUUGCCAUGGGUUCAAGGUCUUCAGGCCACUCUCUAUCUUCUGGGCAUCGGGAAAGGUCAUGGAAGCCACUUGUCCAUUGGAUUCAGUUGGCCAAAGAAAGGAGAGAAUCCCAAGGUGGAUGAAAGCUACCUUGUCAAUGUCACGGUCAAGAUCAUUGACCAAGAAGAUGCUUCAGAAUUUUCCGAGAAGGAGCUCCUCUUAGUUACCUGCCAAGAAGACAGAGGCUCUUCCGCCCAAAGUAGUAAUCUUAACACUUCCAUCCCAAAGCUUAUUCCGAUUAGUACAGUGGAAGACACGUCUUUGGGAUAUCUGUCUGAUGGGAGGCUCCUAAUCAACAUCAGUAUUGAUUUCCUUGUGUAGACGGAUUAAACACCAUCUUGUCGUUCAAGGUAUUAACCUCUCUUAAGAUCCAAAGAACAAGUUCAGUUCACUUUAUUCAAAACCACACAAAGCAUGGUAGAAUUCAAUCUUGCUAAGUGUUGAAAUAUCAAGCAAAAUCUCUCCUAAUUUGAGAAUUGUCGGCAUUCUUACGAUAGUGUUAAUUAAUUCAAAGCUUCCAAGCCAAUGAAAUGAUAAAUAGCCUUACAAUUGUUUACAUUUUAAAAUAGGAUAUACCCUCUAAUUGUUCCAAAUAUUACUCUUUUCGUAAGGUACAGGCUUGUCUUAUUCGAUCUGAAUUAUGAAUUAUGAACUGAAUUUGAUCUGAAUUAUGAAUUGGAAUUGAUUUGAAUUAUGAAUUUAAUU
This is a messenger RNA of Strongylocentrotus purpuratus (purple sea urchin), 1619 nucleotides long. RefSeq lists its product as uncharacterized. The coding region runs from base 126 to 1235 and encodes 369 amino acids. The record is from RefSeq and is a predicted model, not a curated record. Gene Ontology annotation, molecular function: protein binding. The transcript is spliced from 2 exons. NCBI's taxonomy places the organism in Eukaryota, Metazoa, Echinodermata, Echinoidea, Camarodonta, Strongylocentrotidae.